Euleptes europaea (tarantolino) is the source of this 696-nucleotide messenger RNA. It is a transcript of the gene EBP, whose product is annotated as EBP cholestenol delta-isomerase. NCBI's taxonomy places the organism in Eukaryota, Metazoa, Chordata, Lepidosauria, Squamata, Sphaerodactylidae. Gene Ontology annotation, biological process: cholesterol biosynthetic process. Gene Ontology annotation, cellular component: endoplasmic reticulum; membrane. Gene Ontology annotation, molecular function: cholestenol delta-isomerase activity; steroid Delta-isomerase activity; C-8 sterol isomerase activity. The record is from RefSeq and is a predicted model, not a curated record. The coding region runs from base 1 to 696 and encodes 231 amino acids. The transcript has 4 exons.
AUGGGUCUGGAAGCCAAGCCCCUCGCCGUCCCCCACCCCUACUGGCCUCGGGACUUGGAAAUCCAGCACUACGUCCCCAACGACCGCCCCAUGUGGCAGAUCUUGGCGUUCCUGUUCUCCGUUUCGGGGGGCCUCCUGAUCCUGACUUGGCUGGUAGUGAGGUGGUGGAGCCGGAAGGACGCCCCCUUUGGGACGUGGCGCUCCUUGGCUCUCUGCUGGUUCAUGAUCUGCGGUUUCAUUCAUGGGGUCAUCGAGGGCUGGUUCAGCCUUUACCACACGGAGAUUGCGGGGGAUCUGUCCUUCCUCUCACAGCUGUGGAAGGAAUAUGCCAAAGGAGACAGCAGAUACAUCAUAUCGGACAACUUCACCGUUUGCAUGGAGACCAUCACGGCUGUUCUCUGGGGGCCUCUCAGCCUCUGGACAGUGCUAGCCUUCCUUUGGCGCCAUCCUCAUCGAUAUCUGCUGCAGCUGACGGUAUCACUAGGUCAGCUGUAUGGAGACAUUCUUUACUUCUACACCGAGUAUCGCGACGGUUUCAGCCACAGCGAAAUGGGACACCCCAUCUACUUCUGGUUCUAUUUCGUCUUCAUGAACGGCUUGUGGGUGCUCAUCCCUUCUCUUCUCAUCCUGGAUGCCUGGAAGCACCUCAGUGCCAGCCAGAGGGCAACCGACGCCAGCAAGUCGAAGAGACACUAA